CUGUUAUCGAAUUAAACAUAUAAAUUUAACAAAUAUGAAUAUACAGGGUGUGUUAAUAUCUGAUUUCGGAAAAGUAUGUCGUAUUUGUAUGAAAUUUUCUGAUACAUUUUUAGCAACAACUUCAUUUAAAAUAAUUGAAAUGAUUUCGACGUGUUCUUCUGUACAGAUACAGGAAAAUGAUGGUUUACCAAAUCAAAUAUGUAACCCGUGUUUUCUACAAUUACAAAACUCCGUUAACUUCAAAUUAUUAUGUGAAACAUCCGAUACCACAUUUCGCCAAAUUAUUGAACAAAAUCAAAUAAAGAUUGAAAUUGGUGUAAACGGUGAUGCGAUUAAAAAUGAAGAAAUUUCAAAUUGUAAUUUAUCAUCAUUAAAUGAUUCAUCAUCAAAUGAAAUAAAAUCAGAUAAUAUAGAAGUGAAAUCCGAGGAUGAUUUUAACGAUAAUGAAUCAUUAUCUUCAUCAUUAUCAGAUAAUUUAAAUAACGAUAAUCACGAUGAAAAUAUUACAGAAACAUUCACUUGUGAAAAAUGUAGUAAAGAAUUUAAAAAAGCUUGGGUGUUAGGUCAACACAUGCAUCGGGCACAUAGAGCAAAAGGAUUAAAAUGUAGUAAAUGUGAAAUGAAAUGUUAUCAUGUAUUACAUUUAAAAGAACACGAUGAAUUAGCGCAUAAUCCAUUGAAUCAUACAUGUAAUAUUUGUCAAAGAAUAUUUACAGAUGUAUAUAAAUUAAAAAGGCAUAAAUCCACACAUUCAGAACGUUUACAUCAUUGUGAACGAUGUGAUAAAUCAUUUAAAGAUAAAUGGGCUUUGAAAAGGCAUAAUGAAGAGUCACAUUCACUUAUUGGGAAAAAGAUUGCGUGUCAUGUCUGCGGUAAAUCAAUAUUGAAAAAAAACUUAUCACUUCACAUGCAAGUACAUAGUGAACGUGAUAAAAUAUCAUGCAAGAUAUGUUUAAAAACAUUUUUAAAACGACAGUCAUUAGAAAACCAUAUAAAAUAUACACACGAGAAUCAAACACCACCUAAACGUAAAUAUUUAUGUAAUGUUUGUGGACGUGCGAUACGUUCAUCAGCCGAUUUACGGCUACAUUUAUUGACCCACACACAAGAACGUCCGUUCGCAUGUAAUCAUUGUGAUAAAGCAUAUCGUUGUCCAGUAGCAUUAAAAAAACAUGUGUCACGUGUUCAUUUGGAUGAACGUAAAUAUAAUUGUACAUUUUGUUCACAAGCAUUUUAUGAAAAAAGAAUUUUAUUGAAUCAUGUACGAAGACAUACUGGUGAACGACCAUUUAAAUGUCAUUUAUGUGAAAAAGCGUUCAUACAAAAAAUAGCGUUAGCAAUACAUAUGAAGGUCCAUACAAAUUCAACAUAAAAUGAGAUGAAACAAGAAACACGUGUC
Messenger RNA from Chrysoperla carnea, 1399 nucleotides. Its product is annotated as zinc finger protein OZF-like. The coding region runs from base 35 to 1372 and encodes 445 amino acids. The record is from RefSeq and is a predicted model, not a curated record. Gene Ontology annotation, cellular component: nucleus. Gene Ontology annotation, molecular function: zinc ion binding. NCBI's taxonomy places the organism in Eukaryota, Metazoa, Arthropoda, Insecta, Neuroptera, Chrysopidae. The transcript is spliced from 2 exons.